AUUCCACAAAAUGCUAUGGCGGGAAGCGUUCCCGCCAUUAAUUGGAAAACAAAAACUUUGUCGGUUCUUUCUCUAUAUAAUCCUCCUUUUUCUUCUUCAUUUUAUUCCCUACACUCAAAACCUAUUUUAUUCCCAUCACUGCGUUGCUAUUCAAGUUUUCAAAUUUUAAGAAUGGAGAUUCAAAACAACAGUAGCAGCCCUGAAGUCAAAGAGCCAUCACCCAAGAUCCCAAAGCUUCAAAAAAAUGGAAAUGGUCAAGCCUCAGACUCUUUCUUCAGGGUCAAAAAGCUCUCUGAUAAAGCUAUUUUGCCUACCAGAGGAUCUCUUCUCUCUGCCGGCUAUGAUCUUUCCAGUGCAACUGACACUAAAGUACCCGCUAGAGGGAAAGCUCUAAUCCCAACAGAUCUAAGCAUCGCUGUACCUGAAGGAACAUAUGCUCGCAUUGCGCCGAGAUCAGGACUGGCAUGGAAGCACUCAAUUGAUGUGGGAGCAGGAGUGAUAGAUGCCGAUUACAGGGGACCCGUUGGGGUUAUAUUGUUUAAUCAUUCUGAUGUUGACUUUGAAGUGAAGGCUGGAGAUAGAAUUGCCCAGUUGAUUAUUGAGACGAUAAUUACUCCUGAUGUUAAAGAAGUUGAGGAUUUGGAUGCCACUGUGAGAGGUGAGGGAGGGUUUGGCUCUACAGGUGUUUGAGAUUCCAUGUCUUUUACUAGGUUAAGAUGUUCCUGGUCUUUUGACGUUCUGCUAGGUGCUGUUUUGUGUAGUGUUAUUAGGAGAUGUUGAUUUAGUAAUUUUAGUGAACAGAUGGUUGGCCAAAAGUUAAAAGGUAAAUGUUCUGGUUUAUAUCUUUGUUUCAAAAGUAAUUUGAAUCUGAAAUCUGUUGGUAAAAUUGCUUUUAACUUCUCCACAAA
Molecule: messenger RNA, 908 nt
Organism: Ricinus communis (castor bean)
Lineage: Eukaryota; Viridiplantae; Streptophyta; Magnoliopsida; Malpighiales; Euphorbiaceae
Product: deoxyuridine 5'-triphosphate nucleotidohydrolase
Biological process (GO): dUTP catabolic process; dUMP biosynthetic process
Molecular function (GO): dUTP diphosphatase activity; magnesium ion binding
Source: RefSeq, a predicted model, not a curated record